This is a messenger RNA of Jaminaea rosea, 355 nucleotides long. RefSeq lists its product as hypothetical. The record is from RefSeq and is a predicted model, not a curated record. Lineage: Eukaryota; Fungi; Basidiomycota; Exobasidiomycetes; Microstromatales. The coding region runs from base 96 to 296 and encodes 66 amino acids. The transcript has a single exon.
AUUCGUUUGUAGGGUAAGGAAAGGAAGAAAGGAGAGCGAGCCAGCCUACACUCCAAGUCACAUUGCAUUUCGUCAGCUUUGAGCGAGCGGCGAGGAUGUCUGGCUGUCUGGCUGGCCAGACAAAGCGAGCGCGAUGGCCGCCGCCGCUUCGUGAUCUCUACGUGAGCGUCGGCUUGGCGAGCUUGACUCUCGUCCUGUCCGUGCACUUGCUUCCCGCCGCCCUUCAUCUCGCUCAGUGUCAGCAAGCCCUGGCAACACGCUUUCACUCAAUCGCUUGCUCCCACUCACGCGACUGACUGUCGAACAGUGACAAGAUACCAUCGAGUAAUUCAAUAAUGAUAGAGAUGCAAAGCCG